Messenger RNA from Colossoma macropomum (tambaqui), 3441 nucleotides. It is a transcript of the gene etnk1, whose product is annotated as ethanolamine kinase 1. Gene Ontology annotation, molecular function: ethanolamine kinase activity. The transcript has 8 exons. Lineage: Eukaryota; Metazoa; Chordata; Actinopteri; Characiformes; Serrasalmidae. The record is from RefSeq and is a predicted model, not a curated record. Gene Ontology annotation, cellular component: cytoplasm. Gene Ontology annotation, biological process: phosphatidylethanolamine biosynthetic process. The coding region runs from base 153 to 1235 and encodes 360 amino acids.
GAGUCACAGGUUCCGGCAUGCACCGCGCGGUCUUCCUGCAGGGGAGGGGGCAGUAGAGGUGUGUCCGCUGCGCGUUAAAGCUGGUUCUCGGUGAAAAAGCCCGCACUCUGCUGCGCCACAUCUGCUCCGCACGGCGUUUCUCCCCCUCCGCGAUGGCCAACUACAUCCACGUACCGGACGGCGCGCCUGUCGUGCCCAAAUUCAACGUGACUGUGGACGAGCACGACUUCAGACCCGGAGCGCUGCGGCUGAUCCAGCAGCUCAGACCGAGCUGGAAGCCCAAAGAGGUCAACAUGAAGUCUUUCACAGACGGCAUCACCAACAAGCUGAUUGGCUGCUACGUGGGCGACGCCCUGCAGGACGUGGUCCUGGUGCGCAUCUACGGCAAUAAGACGGAGCUGUUCGUGGACCGCGAGAACGAGGUGAAGAGCUUCCGGGUGCUCCAGGCCCACCGCUGCGCCCCGCGCCUCUACUGCACCUUCGACAACGGCCUGUGCUACGAGUUCCUCGAGGGCAUGGCCCUGGAGCCAGAGCACAUCCGCAGCCCCUCCAUUUUCAGGCUUAUUGCACGGCAGCUAGCAAAGUACCACGCCAUCCACGCACACAAUGGCUGGGUGCCACAAUCGGAUCUCUGGCUGAAGAUGGGCAAGUUCUUUUCCCUCGUUCCCACCCACUUCGACGAUCCGGAUAAGAACCAAAGGCUGAGCAGCGAGGUGCCCAGCGCGGCGUCUCUGAGAGAGGAGCUGGUGUGGCUGCAGCAGAACCUCUCCAAGCUGGGCUCGCCCGUCGUUCUCUGCCACAACGACCUGCUGUGUAAGAACAUCAUCUACCGGCAGGCAGGAGGGAAUGUCAAAUUCAUUGACUACGAAUAUGCUGGGUACAAUUACCAAGCCUAUGACAUUGGGAACCACUUCAAUGAAUUUGCAGGUCUGAACGAAGUGGACUACAGCCUGUAUCCUGAGCGGAGCCUGCAGCUGCAGUGGCUGAGGGCGUAUCUGGAGGCCUAUAAGGAAUACAAACAGCAGGGCACCCAAGUCUCUAGCACUGAGGUGGAGGUCCUGUACGUGCAAGUCAACCGCUUCGCCCUGGCAUCUCACUUCUUCUGGGGCCUGUGGGCCUUAAUUCAGGCGCAGUAUUCCACCAUCGACUUUGACUUCUUGGGAUACGCAGUUCUCCGCUUUAACCAGUACUUCAAGAUGAAGCCGGAGGUCACGGCGCUGAACUUUCCAGAAUAGUCUCUCUGCUUGUGGUUUUGUGCUCCUCUCCAGUGAAGGGCUCCCUCUAGUGGAUGUGGGCAGUACCAACAGAGCUCUUCUGUCUUAAGGAUUUAAUGCUGCACUUACUAGACUGAGCACAUCGACCUAGGAACAACAACUCUCUGUUCAGCACCUCCUCGAACCUCUUUAGUUUCGUUUACAAACCCCGAGAGCCGCUGCCCUCCACCUCGAACGCCCUGCGCGCGAGGUGCCCCAAAGCCUGGAAGCACAAACAAGGGGAUAAUGCCAGUUCUGCAGCUGAGCACAACGUGGGAUUAGGACCAACAGAGCUCCCAGAGACCAACCCAGGCGUCCUGUUCUCUCCGUACCCUCGAAGGUUCUCGCUCGUUGUGGUCGGAAACAAGUUCAGAACACCCUGACCUGACGCGAGGUGCAGGGGGCAUUUUAGACCGGGGUACCUGGAGCUUACCACACCACUCUCUAUAACCUCUAAGUUAUUUUCGUUUGUUUACAGAUGUUCUCGACGACGCAAAUGUCUGUGGGCUGCAGCGCAGGUUUGCAGCGAAGCCACGCGCCGCCUGCAGAGCUUUAGGCCUUUUAGACUUAGCUUAGACUGUACUUGGCACAGCUGCAGCGAGAUCUGUGAUUUAGGGACCAACGGAAGCUUGGUUGAGCUCUUUUUUUUCUUCUUCUCUUCUUCGUUUCUGAACGUUUCCCGCCACAUCCUGUCACUGUGAACCGCUUCACCACACGUCUCUGUCUCUGUUCGUGAAGGUGCUUAGAGAAGAGCUCGUUCUUUUUCUACAGAGAGCCCUUAUCUGUCAUCUUUAAGGUGAAAGCCUGCACCAAAGCGCUCGAACAAGGUUGCACAUUGUAUUUUUCCACUCGAACUCUGUAUCAUACGUUUACUUUUUUGACAAAAGCAGUUUUUAUACCAGGUUAGGUGGAACUGUUUUUUUGAAGAGGUGCGCACAGUUUGUCGUGAAGCAACUGCUUUUAAAGGUCAUUCACCUGGGUGCCUUAAUGAGGAGACCUUCGGGUGGACGGACCGUGCUCAGACCUCUCUUAAAGGGCCCGUAAUACGGAAAUUCUUUUAUUUAGCCAAAAAAAGCAGUUUGAUGUAGUUUGUGAACGUUUUCGGAACGUGCCGUUCACACCCCAGUCCGUACAUUAGGUUCGCUGUUUUUUGUGAUGUCACAAAAGUGAACUGCAGCAGUUUAGCCCCGCCCACUCACGCAGAAAUUAGCCCGGACUGCCUUUUGAACAAGGCACAGCUUUGGAUCAGAACAGCUCGUUUGAAUAGACGUCUUAAAGGCACGGUAACAAAAACAGCCAGUUUAAUUCUAAGAGACGAAGAGAGGCUGGAAAAUGGUCAUAAAAAUGAACUAUGACUGUUUUUGGUAUUUAAAAGAAAACAAAUGUCAUAAAUGGACUUCAGGGGAAAAAAUAAAGUGCAAGAGAAGUUUUGGGAUACGGGCCCUUUGAAAUAAGUAACUCAAAGUGCAUUAAAAAGGGUUUUUUUUAAUCCUAGUGCUGCAGUCAGUCUCAGUUUGGACUAGUCUUGCACUAUAAACAUUAAAUUUUGUCUAAUUCAAAAUUAGGCUUUUUUUCUGAGUCUUUGAGACCACCCCCAAGAGCCUUUAGGUGUCUCUUCUCGUCUUUCUCUCUUAUCUGCUUGGCUGCAUUACAGCUGUCCAUGUUGUACAUAUAGAUACUGUGAAACAUAGAUACUCUCACCAUAUAUACACAUAUAUCUCGCGCAAGUGUUUCUUAGAAAUAAGAACUCAGUUCAUUGGAACGCAGUUGGGGUGAUCCGUGCCCUGACAAUCAAUGAAGGUGUCCAUCACGAUCCACCAAAUCUCCCAAUCGCUCGCUGUUAUUCACAUAAUCUGGAAAUGGCUUUCAUCUCUGCAUCGUUUAUCAGUGCAGCUGCUCGAUACUUCAAACGGAUGAAGUGCUUCGGAAAAACGCAUCUCUGUACAGUAAAUACAAGCGUCCACUACCAGUUGUAGUAUAUGUGUAUAUGUACAUCUUUAAACACGUAGUAUUUUUGCUUGUGUCUGUUGUAACUGUACAUAGGGGAGAUUUCCUUUUUUUUGUUUUUUAAGAAUGAAAUACUGUCGAGUCAAAUCAGUAACGUUGAAGAAAAGAGAAAUGAGACCGUAGAGUUGAAUUUUAGAUCCUGUAUUUACAUCAUUUGAAUGGAAAUAAAAAGUAAAAGUAU